Molecule: messenger RNA, 1617 nt
Organism: Aspergillus japonicus CBS 114.51
Lineage: Eukaryota; Fungi; Ascomycota; Eurotiomycetes; Eurotiales; Aspergillaceae
Product: GABA transporter
Exons: 6
Coding region: 1-1617 (538 amino acids)
Biological process (GO): transmembrane transport
Cellular component (GO): membrane
Molecular function (GO): transmembrane transporter activity
Source: RefSeq, a predicted model, not a curated record
AUGGAGGACCCAAUUCCUCUCCGCGAUCGGCACGGCGACACCAAAGCCGCGAGUACCAGUCAUACCCAGGUCCAGGAUGACCAGGGGCUCGGGCGUGUGGGCAAGAAGCAGAUUCUCAAGCGUCGCUUCGGGUUUCUGUCCAUCCUAGGAUUUUCCUGUACUAUUUUGGCCUCGUGGGAAGGUAUCUUGUCGACGUUUGUGAUCUCGUUUGAAGAUCGAUCGGACAGUGGAGGCCCGGCCGGAACCGUGUAUAGCUUUUUGGUUGUCUGGUUGGGCACUUUCUCGACCUUCCUCACGCUGUCGGAGUUGGUCUCCAUGGCUCCAACCUCCGGGGGUCAGUACCACUGGGUUUCGAUGAUGGCUCCGCCGUCAUGUCAGAAGUACCUUAGCUUUCUCACAGGGUGGUUGAUCGUCAUCGGCUGGCUGGGAGCAUUCACAUCGACUUGCUACCUGAGCGCCUCCCAGAUUCAGGGGCUGGUGGUCCUGAACCACAGCACGUAUGUCCCGACAGCGUGGCAGACGGUACUGCUCUUCUGGGCCAUUCUGGCGUUUGCAGUGUUCGUGAACGCAGUUGCCAGCACCUGGCUUCCCAAGUUUGAGGGGUUCGUGCUGAUCCUGCACAUCGUGGGCUUCUUCGCCAUCAUCAUCCCACUUCUCUAUCUGGGCAGUCACAACGAUGCGUCCGAGGUGUUCGGACAGUUUCGAAACGACGGGGGCUUUCAGAGCGAAGGACUGGCGUUCAUGGUGGGAAUGACGGGGGCUAUGUUCUCCUUCACGGGGGCUGAUGCUGCUGUUCAUAUGAGUGAAGAGAUCCACAAUGCGGAGCGAGUCGUGCCGCAGUCCAUCCUCACCUCCGUUGUGAUCAACGGCCUGCUGGGCUUCGGCAUGGUCCUUAGCACCUUGUUCACCAUGACCGACGUUACCACCGCACUGGAAUCGCCCACCGGAUACCCGUAUAUGCAGGUGUUCUGCUCCGCCACGAGUUCCGUUGGCGGCUGUACGGUGAUGAGCGCCAUCGUGCCGGUUCUGGUCACAGCCACCGCUGUCGGCUCGCUGGCCUCGUCCUCGCGCAUGGUCUGGUCCUUCGCUCGGGAUCGCGGUCUUCCAGGCUGGCGUAUCCUUAGUCGAGUGAACGCCCAAGCCGUCCCGCAAUGGUCCAUCCUCGUCGUCACCGUCGCCGCCGUGCUGCUCGCCCUCAUCAUUCUGGGGUCUGCCGCCGUCCUCAACGACGUCGUGUCUCUCUGCGUCAGCGCCCUGUACACCUCCUACCUCAUCUCCGCCACGCUACUGAUCUGGAAGCGGUGCACGAGCGGCAUCCGCGACCCCGCCGUCACGGCCGUGGACUCCAUGCUGGUCAACACCGCGGGGGCCCCGCUCGCGUGGGGUCCGUUCCACAUCCCCGGCGUGCUGGGCAUCCUGGUGAAUGCUUUCACGAUCGCGUAUCUGACUGUGGGCGUGUUCUUCAGUUUCUGGCCGACAGUGGCCAACCCCACGGCAAGUACGAUGAAUUGGGCGGUCGUGGGGACGGCGGGGACGAGUCUGCUCAGCACGGGGUAUUAUGUGCUCUGGGGUGGGAAGGAGUAUACGGGGCCGGUGGUGGAGAUUGACCGGGAUUGA